UAAAAGUAUACGAUUAAAUUGAAAUGGAGGGAAUAAAAAGUAUCCUAAGGGCUGAGACUCCAAACACCUUCUCUGAUCUCUACCGCGAAUUUUUGACUUCCACGAACCAGGAAGAAUGGUUUUCCUUUGCUGGAAUCGUCCAUCUUUAAAAGAUCAAAAGGCUUGCUUGGAGAAGACCGAUUCCUUUAAUUAUGAUUAUGAAUGUAAAGGAGUUACUGAGAGGUCAGUAUCUUCUCUUCAGAAAGAUAAGGAGUUAUCAGAUAAGGGUUUUUUACUCAAUCAUGCUCGUGUUCAAAUUGGAUCUGGUCAAGAUACAUACGAGAAAGGAAAAAAUGCACUUCAGAAUUGGAGGCAUUUCCAGAUGAACUGGACAUUCGUUGAAGGUACUACUCCGAUCAAAAGUGGAGUAAAAUUUUGUGUUUGUGUCAAGGAGUUCCUGCCGUGGUUAAUGAUGCCACUUCAGGUGGUGUAUGUAAAAGAGAACAAGAGUUCUGGGAAAAUGAAAGCCUCUUUUAGCUUCGGUAGUGGCACCCUUCAAGGUCACCUACUGGCUGGGGAAGAACGUUUUUCGGUUGAACUGGAUGACAAUAAUCAAGUGUGGUACGAAAUACUCUCGUUUUCAAAGCCUGCACAUUUUCUCUCGUUUAUGGGCUAUCCUUAUGUACAGCUUAGGCAGCGGUUCUUUGCGAAGGAGUCUACAAAUGCUCUUAUAAAACAUGUAUCCACUUGACUUAUACUAGAUGCAAUUGUGUCAAAUGAAAAUUCUGUAUUUGAGAAAAAUUUCAUUUGCAUUCUACUUAAUCAUUUGCAAUUGAUCAAUUUGAUGAUAUGUAUGUUGGAACAAAAUCACGGUGUAUAUCACGAUUGCAAUAGCCAGUAUGGUAGAUUUCUAUGAA
This is a messenger RNA of Beta vulgaris subsp. vulgaris (sugar beet), 896 nucleotides long. Its product is annotated as UPF0548 protein At2g17695. The transcript has 5 exons. NCBI's taxonomy places the organism in Eukaryota, Viridiplantae, Streptophyta, Magnoliopsida, Caryophyllales, Amaranthaceae. Bases 116 to 730 code for a protein of 204 amino acids. The record is from RefSeq and is a predicted model, not a curated record.